Messenger RNA from Mugil cephalus (flathead mullet), 2152 nucleotides. RefSeq names its product leucine rich repeat containing 56 (gene lrrc56). Bases 124 to 2031 code for a protein of 635 amino acids. The transcript has 13 exons. The record is from RefSeq and is a predicted model, not a curated record. Lineage: Eukaryota; Metazoa; Chordata; Actinopteri; Mugiliformes; Mugilidae.
GGAAGUUGUGGGCGGUUGUCAAGCAAACUUCUGCAGCGCCUGUGGGCUCUGUAGUAUGUUUGUAUGUAAAUAUAGAGACUUUCUGUUUGGACUGAGCAGUUCUCCAACAGCUAAACGUGAGAGAUGAGUUGCUGUCACGGGUCCGAGCCCCAGGAGGUCCGGCCUGGUACCGCACGGAUCCUGGUGACUGAGCUCAGUGGUUCCGGCUACAUCAACCCAACUCCUGCAACGAAACCCUGCGAGGACUCUCAGGAGGCUGUGGAGCUGUACCUCUCUCCAGAGAAGCUGGAAUCCCUGUGUGGAACUCGGGACCUCUCUCAUGUGACCUCGCUGGAGGUCUGUGUAGAUACCCAGGAAAACUCACUGGGUAACAUUGGUGCCUACUUGCCCAGGUUAGCGCGCCUCAAAAUGAACAACAGCGUGAUUAUGUCAGUGAGAGACCUGGGAACCACCCUCUCCCACCUGCAGGUGCUGUGGAUGUCUCGCUGUUGCCUACGAGACCUGGAUGGCAUUUCCACUUUCUCCUCUCUUAAGGAGCUGUACGUGUCCUAUAACCAUGUGUCAGAACUUGGCCCGGUUGGGAUGUUGGAGAAUCUGGAGCUGUUAGACCUGGAAGGGAAUGAGGUGGACGACCUAGUCCAGGUUCAGUAUCUGGGUUUGUGUAGCAAACUCCAGACACUCACCCUGGAGGGAAACCCCGUGUGUUUACACCCGAACCAAACUUCCUCCGAGGCGCUGGACUAUAGCUACAGAGCAGCAGUGAGGGAGUUGAUCCCUCAGCUGCGUUACCUGGAUGAAGUGGAGGUGGAGGAGGACAAGCUGAGCUGCUGUAGCUCCAUGGGAGAAGACUGGGACAUUCUGCGAAACUGCAUCAGAGACAGCAACUCCACUCAGGCUGCUACUGACGACGAGGAGACAGCAGAGAGUGCACGUCCUUACAGCAGAUGUAGCUCCGCCAGCCGCCCUCCCUGCAGCCUCUCCUUGGUCGGGUCCGUGGCAUCAGCCGGCUCCAGACCACAAACCGGCUCCAGACCACAAACCGGCUCCAUACCACGGACAGCGACGACCAGACCCGGAGUCCUCUCCCCUCCUGGGUCCAGACCCGGUUCUGCAGACUCUGCAGAUCCAGCAGCGGUGGAAGAAGAAAGUAGCGCUCUGACGCAUGGAGCUGGAAAGAUCCUGUUCUGUGGAAACCCCGUCCUCGCAAUCCGAGCAAGGCGAGAAAAGCUGAGGACGGCCCCGAGCAGAUCCAGCUCCGCCCCCCGUGACCUGCCCAUCCACGUCCCAGAACACACCUACGACCUGGAGGAGCCCGACGCCAGCGAACGCGUCAACGUGUUCGCGGAGCUCAGAGCCUGGAGGCAGCAGCACAGCAGUCGUCUUCAGGCCAUAGAGAGAGAACGUUCCCCACAGGUCCUGACCAUUCAGCAUGGAGAGGAGGAGGAGGAGGAGGAGGAGGAGGAGGAGGAGGAUAGUGAAGAGGAGGAUGGUUUCAGUGGUGGGAGGAGUGAUGAAGAACAAGCUGAUUGUUCUGUCCAGUCUCUGUCUCCAGACCUCAGAGACGUCUUAUCUCUGGACGUGUCUCCACUCACCCCGUCCCCAGACGCCGCGUCGUCUCCUUCACCUCCUCUCGGUGUCAAACGUAAACUACCUGCGAUCCGUGCGCGUCGGCUUCGUCUGAGCCAGGCCACCACAGAGGAAGACUGCAGGAGAGAACGGGGCUCCUCUGAAACUGGGUUACAGACGAAUACGUCGCCCUCUUCUGCACUCGUACCCCACCCACCUCCACCUGCACCUCCACCUCCACCUGCAGCACGGGUCACAGAGUCACGCGUGGAGAGGAAUUUAUCCGGGGUACAGUCGGGCCGCAGACACAAGACGUCAAAAAACCUUGAAAUAUCUGCUCUCGCUCGGCCUCACACGGCCAUGGCAGCUCUACAAAAACACCACCUCCACCAGCAGCAGCAGCAGCAGCAGCAGCAGCCGCACCGUGUGCUCCAGCCCUGCAGGGGGAGCUCACACCCAGACUGACCAGACUUACAUGGAGCAGCAUGACUUGUGUGACUGCUCCAUUGAAGCCGUUCCCCUUAUUUGACUCAUCAGUCAGUCAUGACUCAUCAUUCACACCCUGCUCACUUGUAUUUUUAGAUGU